CAUAAUUAGUUUUUUCUUUCCAUGAUAGGGAAUGGUUAUUGUGCUGUGAAGGAGUGAAGGUUCUUUUGUCUUAUUUGACCAUCUUCCCUCUAUAAAAGGCUCACAACACCCCUCUCAAAAAGACCCCUUAUCCUCUCCAUCCUUGUAUAUUCAACCUUUCUUUUCCCUUCUUCCAAGAAUACUGUUUAAGGCUACUGUCAAGUUAGAUUAAUGGAGGAAAUCACAUCUUUAUGGAGCUAUCAAGAGUCUAUGGAUGAGUUGAGGACGAAGCUUCUGUAUGCAACUCUUGAACUGCAGAGGUUGAAGGUUGAAUCCAGGGAGGAGAUGAGGAAGAACAAAGAGUAUGUGAAGCAACUGGUUCAGCUUGUGAACACUGCUUGCAGGGAAAGAGAUGAAGCAAGAAACCAGAUUCAGAAAGUUCUCAGCAGCUUUUCUCAGGUGGUUCAAACUGAUCAGAGCCCUCUUGUGAAGCCUGCAAGAGCAAAUUCGGGAUUGACAGAAUCGAACUGCAGCCUGUCUGAUGCCCAGAACCAUUACUUGUCACACGGGUCUUCCCCGGUUGAGUCGUUGUUGGAUCCAGUGUCGUCGCCUGAGCUCUCGAUCAACGGUGGCGAUUCGAAAGCUAUGGUGUUCUUGAACCAGAACCAGACUCCUUUGGUUUUGGACUGCAAUGGCAGUGUUCCCAGGGUGCCUGAACUUGAUCAGGGGACAUUGGUAAUUGACAGUCUUGUAAAGGGGAAACCUUUGCCUGAGAAAGGCAAACUCCUGAAUGCUGUGCUCGAGGCCGGGCCGCUUCUCCAGACACUCCUGCUAGCCGGUCCACUUCCCAGGUGGCGCAACCCGCCUCAGAUCAAACACUUUCACAUUCCACAGGUUUCCAUCAGAGGCUGUGAUGCAGAUGCACAACAGCCUUAUUUUGAGAUGUCUUGUGGUUCUUCACAAAUGUUGUCCACAUCUAUGUUGAACUUUGGCACUGUUCCUUCUGGAGGCUGUGUUGGAAACCAGAUGUUGAUAUCUUCAGGUUCGAAUAUCGAGUGCUAUGGCCAUAUGGGCAAACGACAACGGCUCCAUUGACGAUGAGCUUGAAAGAAAUUUUUGUAUAUUUAAGGUGGGGGUGGUGUAAAUGGGAUAAACUCAUAUUGAGUUGAGUGAUAUAGCCUUUUCAUUCUAGUUCAGCUUUCUUAUUCUUAGCCAAUCAGUCCAAUAAAUUUCACACUUAAUUCUUGC
Messenger RNA from Ipomoea nil (Japanese morning glory), 1227 nucleotides. RefSeq lists its product as uncharacterized. NCBI's taxonomy places the organism in Eukaryota, Viridiplantae, Streptophyta, Magnoliopsida, Solanales, Convolvulaceae. Bases 211 to 1074 code for a protein of 287 amino acids. The transcript is spliced from 2 exons. The record is from RefSeq and is a predicted model, not a curated record.